AUGAGGGCCAAGGUGGACGCCUUUCUGGCGGAGGAGCCGGCGACAGCGCUGCUGCGGAGGGCGCAGGAGCAGGCGCGCGUGUCGGUGCGUGUCGUGGAGGAGGCGCUGGAGAGAUAUCGGCCGGAGGAGCUCUCUAUAUCAUACAACGGCGGCAAAGACUGCCUCGUCAUGCUCAUCGUGCUGCUCGCAUGCUUCGCCCGCCGAUACUCGGCCCCGAAACCCGCCCUCGGCGCAACCGCCCCCAACGGACCAUCCUCCUCCUCCUCCUCCUCCCACCUGCCGCCCUUCCCCGAGAAGCUGCGCGCCGUCUACAUUGUGUCCACGGAUCCGUUUGCCGAGGUGGACGACUUUGUCGAGGCGAGCAGCGCCGACUACCACCUCGACGUCAGCCGCUUCAUGCUGCCGAUGAAGAAGGGGCUGGAGGUGUUCAAGGCGCAGAACCCGAGCGUGCGGGCCAUUUUCGUGGGGACGCGGCGGACGGAUCCGCACGGCGAGAAGCUCAAGCAUUUCGAUCCGACAGACGAGGGGUGGCCUGACUUCAUGCGGAUACAUCCGGUGAUUGACUGGCAUUACACGGAGAUUUGGGCUUUUACUCGGCAUUUGGAGCUUCCUUAUUGCCCUCUAUAUGAUCAGGGAUACACGAGCCUGGGAGGCAGAAAAGAUACGCUGCCGAACCCGCGGCUGAAGAAACAGGGCAGCGAUGAUGGGUUUCGACCCGCGUACGAGUUGGUAGAGGACGACGAGGAGCGACUUGGCCGGCGUAGAUGA
Trichoderma reesei QM6a is the source of this 768-nucleotide messenger RNA. RefSeq lists its product as uncharacterized. Gene Ontology annotation, biological process: FAD biosynthetic process. Gene Ontology annotation, molecular function: FMN adenylyltransferase activity. The transcript is spliced from 6 exons. Lineage: Eukaryota; Fungi; Ascomycota; Sordariomycetes; Hypocreales; Hypocreaceae. The record is from RefSeq and is a predicted model, not a curated record. The coding region runs from base 1 to 768 and encodes 255 amino acids.